Brassica rapa (field mustard) is the source of this 1016-nucleotide messenger RNA. RefSeq lists its product as uncharacterized. The record is from RefSeq and is a predicted model, not a curated record. NCBI's taxonomy places the organism in Eukaryota, Viridiplantae, Streptophyta, Magnoliopsida, Brassicales, Brassicaceae.
UUUUUGCUAAAACUACCUACAUUUAAAAACAGAGGGAGUAUUAGUCAACGUUUGUAUUAAAGAGUUAUCUAAAACUAAACGUCAUACAACAAGAGUAAUGUGUAUCCUCCCUCCCUAAGUUAUAUUAAUUUAAUGUUUGAAUAACGAACGGUUCAACACCAAUGCACCUUUAUUCUUCUUCUUAAAUUUGAACACAAAGGGAAGAAGAAAACAAAAAACAAAAAGCAUUACCAUUUUGAAUGAGGAGCAAUCUCAGCCGUCGGAUUAGAAAAGGCCGCUCUUAUACCAACCAAACUCUUUCUCUCAUUGAGAAAAUUUUGAAAUCUAACUGCGAGAAGAAGAUGUCGUCGAGGAUGAGAUCAUCUUACCUGAAACCACCGCUUCCCAAAUCUCCGAUCCGUCUCCGAUCACGCCAAGUCCUCCUCUCCAACUCUUCUUCUUCCUCCACUCUGAUAACACCACCAGGUGUGACGAAGCCGGGACGAAGGUUAAGCCAUGGAGAUGCGGAAGCUAAGCUCCCGAUCGAGUCAGAGGAUGUGAAAACCAGAGCUGAGGCGUCGAAUCUGCAGAAUUUGGCUGCAGAUUCGGCUCCGUUGGUGUUCGAGAGAGGAAGGUUCUACGAGGAGUAUUCGGCCAGGAGGAACGAGCGACUGAAGAGGAAGAACAAGGGGGAAGAAUCUGUAGUCAAAGGAGUCGAGCCUACGACCACCAAGAGAAGAGGAACCACCAAGAACACUACAAAGCCGAGGUAUUCUCUGAGGAGCAUGAGCAUGACCAAGGAGAACAAGAAGCCUCCUCUUCCUCUUCCUAUUGAUGUUGUUGUAACUAGUUCCAAGAAGAAAAGUGUUACUACUACUACUAUUACUAUGAGGGGUAGGAGAAUCUGAUGUUGCUUUCGGGAUUUCGAUGUAAAAAUCCAUGAAUCUUCUUUGUUUUGUUUUUGUUUUCUCAGUUACUCAUACAUUCAGACCAGCUUAUCUUAUAUCUAAUGAAUAUUCGAUUAUAUUAUUUCAUCA